This is a messenger RNA of Sorghum bicolor (sorghum), 2126 nucleotides long. RefSeq lists its product as uncharacterized. The coding region runs from base 180 to 1805 and encodes 541 amino acids. The transcript is spliced from 4 exons. The record is from RefSeq and is a predicted model, not a curated record. NCBI's taxonomy places the organism in Eukaryota, Viridiplantae, Streptophyta, Magnoliopsida, Poales, Poaceae.
CCCGAAAAAAGGACGCGGUCGUGGACCGAACAGACCUUUCCCCAAAAUUUCCCCUCCCCCCGCACCGAACAAACUCUCGAUCCGAUCCCGAUCUCUGCAGGGCGCCGCCUCGGCUCACCGAUCCGGCCCCGGAUCCGCUCGUCGCUCGACGGGAUCUCUCGAUCGGAGUCUGGACAAGCAUGCUGCAUCAGGAGAACAGUGAGGCUUUCGUGAGGCACCACUCUGAGCAGCUUGCAUGUAGCAACAUGAGGGGAGCAGAUAAUGGUCGUCCGAAUUUCCUUCCUGAGAAAUGCCAGAUUGCAGUUUGCCAAAGGGGUGAAAAAGUUGACCUAUUUGAUGAAGAGUUGGUACAAGGUGUUCAUCUAGCCAAUCCUACUGUUCAUUCACCAUUGGUGCCAAGUGGUGUCAAAGAAACACCUAUAGUUGAUCAUAACAAGAGACCUGCAUCCAGUGACAUGCUGGAUAUAGUUGAAUGCAAACGGCUGAAGCAGGAAGAUCAAAUUGUAACUAAGGAAGACAACCAUACAUCUGCUGUGGAGGAUUUUCGUGAGUACCCAACAUACACGACUUGUGAAAGAAGCUUUGACUCACCACUGUAUGAGAGCGAGGAAAGUGAAGAUGAGGGUGUAGAUUCACCUCUCCAUUAUUCACAUGCUCACACCUAUGUGGAGGAUGAUCUAUGGCCUGCCAGCUUUCAUCAAUCUGUGGGCCCUUUUCCCUCGAGGAAAGCUGUUCCUAUUGGGCCAAAUCAUCAGGCUGAAUUACCUGAGUGCAGGCCAUUUAGUGGAAGGACUGAAGAAGGAGAAAGUGUCAAGUGGAUCAGAAACGGUGUUAUUCCAAUGCCUGGUACUGAUGCAUCGUCUUUGGUGUUGGAACCUGUUCACUGCAAGGCAGGCUGUGAGUGUCUUGACGAAGGUUCAAUCAAUUGUGUGAAAAAGCAUGUGAGGGAAGCAAGAGAAAAGCUGAAGGGUUCUGUUGGUUCAGACGCCUUCAGAGAGUUGGGUUUCUAUGAUAUGGGAGAAGAGGUUGCCUCAAGGUGGACAGAAGAGGAGGAACAUUUGUUCCAGCAAGUGGUCUUGGCAAACCCCGCUUCUCUGCGUAGAAACUUUUGGGACGAACUCCCUCUUGCUUUCCCUUCCAAGUCCAGCAAAGAACUAGUGAGCUACUACUUCAAUGUCUUCAUGUUGAGGAAGAGGGCUGAGCAGAACAGGUUCGACCCAAUGAACAUCGACAGUGACGAUGACGAAUGGCAGGCAGGUGGUGAUGGUGAGUUUCCAAUCACAGGAAGAGCUGACGAAUACUUGCCAACUGAGUCCCUUACUGAUCAAGAUGAUAUUGCAUGCAAUCCAGUUCCUCUAGAGGAGGAUUUCUAUGAAGAUUCUGAUGAUGAGGAUGAGCUUGACAAUGCCAGUGGAGACAGGCAUAAUGGUUGUCAGAGGGCCAGCAUGUUGUCAGAGGGCCAUCCUGUAAUGUCAUUUAUAGAUAAUAAUCAACAGACGUUCAAGCUAGAUGCAGAUGCACAGGAUGACUCUUGCACAUCAUUUGAGGCUCAUCAGGUUGGUGUUGAAGGUGGUACACAUACUGAUAUUGCUGAUGGCAGUCACUACAGGAGUGACGGCUUUGGUGGCGGUGCAGAGCAUGGGUUCUUUGGUGAUCAUUGUGACACAAAAGAGUGGGACUUCGGUUUCAGUACCGGUUGGGAGAAGCAUGAUUUUUUGUCAACAAACAAUGUCAUAGAAGAGGUGUUCGGGAAGGGCUCCAGUGAAGAUGGAAGUGACACUGCUACUGGCCAGGGCCUUCUCUGAGCCAGGCGGAGGCUUCUUUUCAGCUGCGAUACUGUAACAGCCCUCCUGGUCUCUGAAUUUGUACAGCAAGUAGUUGGCUAUUUUGAUUUAAUGCCUCACUUGUUCUUAUAGGAAUCUCUCACCCCUGUCCUUGGAUCAUCAUCUGCUUGCGAUUUUGAUCGCAUGAUUAAUGUAAAUCCCUAGAUGAUAUCAUCUGUCGAUGAUCUGUUGUUAGGCUGUAGCCAUGUACGUAUUAUCUUUGUUGUGACGGUGUCUCUUGACCUGAGCAUUUUUUCCAUGUGCCAGCGAGGGUCAUGUAAUAAAAGUUGUUCCUUGACCCAA